Fusarium falciforme is the source of this 1116-nucleotide messenger RNA. RefSeq lists its product as hypothetical. Lineage: Eukaryota; Fungi; Ascomycota; Sordariomycetes; Hypocreales; Nectriaceae. The transcript has a single exon. The record is from RefSeq and is a predicted model, not a curated record. Bases 1 to 1116 code for a protein of 371 amino acids.
AUGUCCGAAAUCUGGAGCCCGGCUCCGGAGCCCAAGACGGAACAGGGAAGGUAUCGGAUCCUCUCCUCAACAGCCGGGAUCCGUGUCUCGCCACUCCAACUCGGCGCCAUGUCUAUUGGCAGUGCCUGGCGCAGCUUCAUGGGAUCAAUGGACAAGGAACAGUCUUUCAGACUGCUCGACUACUUCUUCGACGCUGGCGGCAAUUUUAUCGAUACCGCCAAUAACUAUCAAAACGAGGAAUCCGAGGAAUGGAUCGGAGAGUGGAUGGCGAAGCGAAAGAACCGCGAUCAGAUGGUUAUUGCCACCAAGUUUACCACAGACUAUAAGUCGUAUGCACUUGGAAAAGGUCGAGCUCCGAAUCACUGCGGUAACUCCCGAAGGAGUAUGCAUAUGAGUGUGCGAGACUCUCUCCGAAAAUUGCAAACUGACUGGAUUGAUAUUUUAUAUGUCCACUGGUGGGACUUCACCUCCUCGGUGAAGGAAAUCAUGGAUAGUCUGCACAUUCUUGUCGAACAAGGCAAAGUCCUCUACCUAGGGGUGUCUGAUACCCCUGCCUGGAUUGUCAGUGCCGCCAACGAAUACGCUAUGGCCUUCGGAAAGACCCCUUUUAGCAUCUACCAAGGGCGAUGGAAUGUCAUGCGGAGGGAUUUCGAGAGGGAGAUUAUCCCCAUGGCUCGUCAUUACGGAAUGGCACUUGCACCAUGGGAUGUUCUAGGCGGCGGGAAGUUUCAGGGGAAGAAAGCCUUAGAGGAGCGAGCGAAGAAAGGCGAGGGUCUUCGGUCCAUGUUCGGCGCUGAACAGAAUGAGGAAGAAAAGAAGGUCAGCGAGGCACUAGAAAAGGUCGCCGCCGAACACGGCGUGGAGUCGCUCACCGCCAUCGCGCUCGCGUAUGUGCGGGCGAAGGCGAACAACGUGUUCCCCAUGGUUGGCAGCCGCAAAGUGGAACAUCUAAAGGACAAUAUUGAGGCUCUUAGCAUCAAAUUGACCGAGGAGCAAGUGGAGUUUCUGGAAAGUGUGAAGACGCUUGACAUAGGGUUCCCGAAUGACUUUAUUGGACCUGAUUCCCCAUGUUACGGGGCAGUUUACUGGGCUUGCGGCGGCGAAUGCUCCUAUUGA